CAUAAAAGUACCCCUGAAGCCAUGGGACCCCGGAUUUGGGGGGCGCCAAGCAUCACUCUGCCCAGCGUGUCGGAAUUCCGACAGCCAGCCACAUUGCAGAAUUCCUCGCCCACCAGUUCAAGCCGUGCCCGAGUCCUGCUGUCCUCCCACAAACAACGCUGUUACACCCCGAGACCCAUCAACCACCAAGUCCCCGAACCCGAGCACCUCUUCUCCGUUAUCAUGGACCCGCUGGCCUGCGGGAACUGCGGUAGGACCUACUCCACCGUGCCAACGCUUGCCCGUCACCGACUACGAUGUAAAUCACGGCCGAAGAGCCGAAAGAAGGCUUGCUCCGAGUGUGCGCGGUCCAAAGUGCGAUGCGACCAGGGAGUCCCGAGCUGUUCCCGAUGUGCUAUCCAUGGCCUGCCGUGCGUGUACCCCCACGAGGGCGGAUUGCAUCAGAUUGCUACACCCCCUAGCAAUGCAUCAGCUGUGACGCCCAGUGCGGUAUCCGCCCAUGUCCCCUUAACCCCUUCCUCAAUCCCGUCGCAGCCAAUUUGGACGUCCGUUGUCGACCAAGAACCGGAUCUGACUGCUCCGCUGAACCCAUUCUCCGAGCCAAAUUGGGUCCCAGACCUGCCGGAUGAUUGGAGGGAGCCGUUCUUCUUGUUCGAUCUUGGUCAGGGCGGUGCCGAGGUUUCUUCUGCCAACGUUUCGGCACCGAUGUCAACAGCCAGCAACUCUCAGGGAGACACACAGAGUUCCGAAGUCGAUAUUCUCCAGGAUUCAUCUGUCCACAUCACCGAUAAGUGGUCGACCGCCGAACAAGGUCUCGAUCUCAUCGACCGUGUGCUAAAGUCAUACGUGGAUGGUGUGGCCCAGGGGCUUCACCGGCCCCCCUUCAUCCACCACUGGAACUGGGACCACAACCGUCGCCCUUUGGUCCUUGCUGAAGCUACGGCAGUUGCGCAACUCUACGCCACCACAACACCACAAUCCGAUGCCGUUCUCUUGCGGUUCAUCAAUACGCAGCUGCUUUCGCUGCAACGAAACAUAACAACGCAACCGCGUGCCGAUGACAUAUCUAUGAUGCAAGCUACUCUUUUGUAUUCAAUGAUGCGCAUCUACCGGUCGGGGCCGAUGGCCUCGGAAUGCAUCGACAGAGUCCCGCUAAGGUUGUUGCAGCACGUCCUGAGCAAAAGCAUACAUUGCAUGACACCUCACACCAACGUCACACCAAACGACUGGGAAUCUUGGAUCCAAGACGAAAGCCUACGCAGAUGCUUCCUAACCCUCCACGCCCUCGACCACGUAACCCACGCACGCGCCGGCCUCCCCGGGGUAAUAUGCGCCCUCUUCCCAGCCUCCCCCCUCCCCUGCCCGCCCGACGUAUGGGAAGCGCCGACGGCCGAGGCCUGGGCGGUGCGGCACCGCGCGUGGGAGGCGCGCUGCGCGCCGGGCGGGCCAGUCCGGGCUGGGGAGGUGCUGGCUUGGGUGCGCGGCGAGGGGACGGAGAGGGAGGGGCUGUUUCGGGAGUGGUUCGUGCUGGCGGGGGAGGCGGUGGGUGGGUUGGUGUUGGAGUGUGCUAGGGCGCAGGCGAGGGUUGUUGGGGUGGAGGGGCUAGUUUGUUGA
Molecule: messenger RNA, 1614 nt
Organism: Chaetomium fimeti
Lineage: Eukaryota; Fungi; Ascomycota; Sordariomycetes; Sordariales; Chaetomiaceae
Exons: 5
Coding region: 22-1614 (530 amino acids)
Biological process (GO): regulation of DNA-templated transcription; DNA-templated transcription
Molecular function (GO): zinc ion binding; DNA-binding transcription factor activity, RNA polymerase II-specific; DNA binding
Source: RefSeq, a predicted model, not a curated record